CGCACUCGCUGUCACCGCCGCUGCAGCCCGGACCCGCUGCCGCCGCCAGCAGCUGCAGCCCCUGGCCCCGCGCUGCCCGCCCAUCCAGCCGCGCCCGCUCCAGCCUGCUCCAUGCGCGCCCCGUCCUCUUAAGGGCUUUUCUCCUUAUUUUUUCUUUCCUGCUUUUGGUUUCACGAAUGUGACCCCCCUCCCCUUUGAGAAUGAUGGGGAUCUCUGGGGCGUAUGUUGGAUUUGUUUUCUUUUCCGUCUUAUAUGUCCAGGAAGGGCUUUCUUCUCAAGCAAAAUUUACCGAGUUUCCUCGGAACGUGACUGCAACUGAAGGACAAAAUGUGGAGAUGUCCUGCGCCUUCCAGAGUGGUUCGGCCUCAGUUUACUUGGAGAUCCAGUGGUGGUUCCUGCGGGGACCCGAGGAUCAGGAGCCUGGCACCGAGGUGGCCGGUGGGCAGGUGGAGCUGCUGCCAGACCCAGACAAUGACGGGACCAAGAUCAGCACAGUUAAAGUCCAAGGCAAUGACAUCUCUCACAAGCUUCAGAUUUCCAAAGUGAGGAAAAAGGAUGAAGGCUUAUAUGAGUGCAGGGUGACAGAUGCCAAUUAUGGAGAGCUCCAGGAACACAAGGCCCAGGCCUACCUAAAAGUCAAUGGCAACAGUCAUGCCCGCAGGAUGCAGGCCUUUGAAGCCUCGCCCAUGUGGCUGCAAGACAUGAAGCCCAGGAAGAAUGUUUCUGCAGCUGCUCCCAACAGCAUCCACAGCUCUGCCAACCAGAGAAUGCACUCCACCUCCAGCCCUCAAGUGGUAGCCAAAAUCCCCAAACAAAGUCCACAAUCAGCAAAGAGCAAAUCGCCUGUAAAAUCUACGGAGCGGACAGCAAAGUUGACCCUAAACUCCAAGCACCACUCUGCACCCACUGUACUCUAGUUACCUACACAAGGAGCACCUGCUUCUGGAAGCAUAAAUGAAGAGGCUAUCACACGCUUUGCUCAUACUAUUUUCUUUGGCAAAUCACGGGUCUUUUCUUUCAAGAAAAUUAGUGUGACGUGAUAGGACAUUUUCUAAUAGCAAGAUCUAUUUUCCCCCUUCUUUCGGCUACUUAAAGUAUCAUCUCACUGACUGUCAGGGGUUGGUCAGAAUGUCAUCAGGAUGAUAAAUAUUAACCAUGGAUACCACUGGUUUCCUACCAACAGACCAAUAUCCAAAGGAUAUAAACAGAUCAAGGCUACAGAACACAAACUAUCAUCAAAACAAGACCCCAAUUGGGGACAAGAACAAAAUUACCAA
Messenger RNA from Erinaceus europaeus (western European hedgehog), 1277 nucleotides. RefSeq names its product V-set and transmembrane domain containing 2A (gene VSTM2A). The transcript has 5 exons. Lineage: Eukaryota; Metazoa; Chordata; Mammalia; Eulipotyphla; Erinaceidae. The record is from RefSeq and is a predicted model, not a curated record. The coding region runs from base 201 to 917 and encodes 238 amino acids.